CCUGCUGAGAUCACUCAGAAGGUCGUCCAGGGUAUCCACGCUGGUAUCACCACUGUCGAACUUGACAAUUUGGCUGCCGAAACCGCCGCCUAUCUCACCACAAAGCACCCGGAUUAUGCUAUCCUUGCUGCCCGAAUCGCCAUAUCCAACCUUCACAAGGAGACCAAGAAGGUCUUCUCUGCCGUUGUGCACGACCUUUACUCUUGGGUCAACCCCAAGACUGGCAAGCACGCCCCUAUGAUUGCCGAGGACGUCUACCAGACUGUCAUGGACAACAAGGAGGCUCUUGACUCUGCCAUCAUCUUUGACCGAGACUUUGCCUACAACUACUUUGGUUUCAAGACUCUGGAGCGAUCUUACUUGCUCAGGAUCAACGGCAAGAUCGUGGAGCGACCUCAGCACAUGAUCAUGCGUGUCGCUGUUGGUAUUCACGGUGCUAACAUUGAAAAAGUCAUUGAGACUUAUAACCUCAUGUCUGAGAGGUACUUUACCCACGCUUCCCCUACUCUUUUCAACUCUGGUACGCCCCACGCCCAGAUGUCUUCUUGUUUCCUUGUUGCCAUGAGGGACGACUCUAUCGAGGGUAUCUACGACACUCUCAAGACCUGUGCGCAGAUCUCCAAGACCGCCGGUGGUAUCGGUCUCCACAUCCACAACAUUCGAGCCAAGGGCUCUUACAUUGCUGGUACCAACGGUUACUCUAACGGUAUCGUUCCCAUGCUUCGAGCCUACGAUGCCACUGCUCGUUACGUCGACCAGGGUGGUAACAAACGUCCCGGUGCCUUUGCCAUCUACCUCGAGCCUUGGCACGCCGACGUCUUUGAUUUCCUUGACUUGAGGAAGAACCACGGUAAGGAGGAAGUCCGUGCUCGUGACCUCUUCUAUGCCCUCUGGAUCCCCGAUCUCUUUAUGAAGCGAGUCGAGUCUGACGGCGACUGGACCCUCAUGUGCCCCGCCGAAUGCCCCGGGCUUGCCGAUGUCUACGGCGACGAAUUUGAGGCCCUCUACACGAGCUACGAAAAGGCGGGCAAGGGCAAGAAGACUAUCAAGGCCCAGAAGCUCUGGUUCUCCAUCAUGGAGGCUCAGACCGAGACUGGUAACCCUUACAUGUGCUACAAGGACGCCGCCAACUCCAAGUCCAACCAGAAGCACCUCGGUGUCAUCAAGUCUUCCAACCUCUGUACCGAGAUCAUGGAGUACUCUGCUCCUGAUGAGGUCGCCGUCUGUAACCUCGCUUCUCUUGCCCUUCCCGCGUUUGUCGAUCUCGAGCACCGAGUCUACGACUUCAAGAAGCUCCACGAGAUCACCAAGGUCGUCACCAAGAACUUGGACCAGGUCAUCACUCGUAACUACUACCCCGUCCCUGAGGCUCGUAACUCCAACAUGCGCCACCGACCUGUCGGUCUCGGUGUCCAGGGUCUUGCCGAUGCCUUCAUGGCCCUUCGUCUGCCUUUCGACUCUCCCGAGGCUAGACUCCUCAACAUCCAGAUCUUCGAGACCAUCUACCACGCUGCUCUCGAGGCUUCUUGCGAGAUGGCUCGAGACCAGGGUCGAUACGAGUCUUACGAGGGCUCCCCCAUCUCUCAGGGUAUUCUCCAAUACGACAUGUGGGGAAAGGAGCCUACCGAGCUCUGGAACUGGGUUGAGCUCAAGGCCAAGAUUGCCGAGCACGGUGUCCGAAACUCCCUUCUCGUUGCUCCUAUGCCUACUGCCUCUACUUCUCAGAUCUUGGGUUGGAACGAAUGCUUCGAGCCUUACACCUCUAUGCUCUACGCCCGACGAGUCCUCUCUGGUGAUUUCCAGGUCGUCUGCCCCUGGUUGCUGCGAGACCUCAUCAACCUCGGUCUCUGGGACGAAAACAUGAAGCAGAACAUCAUUGCUGCUGGUGGUUCCAUCCAGAACAUUCCCACCAUUCCCGACGACUUGAAGAGGAUCUACCGAACCGUCUGGGAGAUUUCUCAAAAGUCUGUCAUUGAUCUCGCCGCCGACCGAGGUGCCUUCAUCGAUCAAUCUCAGUCUUUGAACAUACACCUGUCCAACCCCUCCUUCCCCCAGCUCACUUCGAUGCACUUCUACGGUUGGAAGCGAGGGCUCAAGACUGGUUCUUAUUACCUCCGAACUCAGCCUUCCGCCCAGGCUAUCCAGUUCACUGUCGAUGCCUCCACUUUGAAGGCUGCCAAGGAGCAGAAGAACAAGCCCACUAUCGCUGCUUCCCCUGCUCCCAGCUCUGCCGCCGACGCUAUUGUCGCUCCCAUGAGGCAGGUGAGCAUUGCCACCACUGCUUCCAGACUCCCCACCCCUGCGCCCGAGGAGCAAUCCCGAGACAGGAGUCCCGAGCCCAGCGAGGAGGAGGAGCUCACGUAUGAGGAGGCCAAAAAGAGGGCCGAAGAAAGGGCCGAGGCCGCGUUGCAGUGUAGCAUUGACAACAAGGAUGCUUGUGUCAUGUGCUCUGGAUAA
Cryptococcus wingfieldii CBS 7118 is the source of this 2457-nucleotide messenger RNA. Its product is annotated as ribonucleoside-diphosphate reductase large chain. Gene Ontology annotation, molecular function: ATP binding; ribonucleoside-diphosphate reductase activity, thioredoxin disulfide as acceptor. Gene Ontology annotation, biological process: DNA replication; deoxyribonucleotide biosynthetic process. Lineage: Eukaryota; Fungi; Basidiomycota; Tremellomycetes; Tremellales; Cryptococcaceae. The record is from RefSeq and is a predicted model, not a curated record. The annotation marks the transcript as partial. The transcript is spliced from 4 exons. Gene Ontology annotation, cellular component: ribonucleoside-diphosphate reductase complex.